This is a messenger RNA of Chinchilla lanigera (long-tailed chinchilla), 3808 nucleotides long. It is a transcript of the gene Colec12, whose product is annotated as collectin sub-family member 12. Lineage: Eukaryota; Metazoa; Chordata; Mammalia; Rodentia; Chinchillidae. The record is from RefSeq and is a predicted model, not a curated record. Gene Ontology annotation, molecular function: signaling receptor activity. Bases 1 to 3138 code for a protein of 1045 amino acids. The transcript has 12 exons.
AUGCAGGAGCAUGAUUCAGGAAGGAGGAAGCUACUCAAGACACGUAGAGUCUCCUCCAGAGCACGAAUUCACUCCAGAGCCGGGCUCACCGCGGAGCGCCGCUCCCGGCUCCGGCGUGGGCCCCGCGGGGACCUCGAGCCUGCGGCUUGGAGCGCCAGGUCCUCUCCCCGCCACCGCGGCUUCUGCAGGGUAGUUGGGAGUCUUGUUUACGGAUUCGUUCCCAACUUUUCAAUUGGAAAAAGCUCGGGGGGCGCGCGAGGCGCCCCGUCCCCGCGGCCUCUGCGCCCUCCGCCCGGGUCUUGCUCCCCGGGGCUGCGCUGUCCCGUCCGGGCUGUCGCCGCGCGCGGGCCGGGCGAUUUCUCGGGGACCCGGGAUGUCCGCGCGGCGCCCGCCCCACAUCUGGCAACGAUUAGCCGCCCGCGGAGCGCAGCUGGCCCGGACGCGCGCUUGGCAUCGCUGUGCAUCGGGCUCGGGUGCAAAGUCACCUCUCUCGCCCGCGUCCCCGCCGGUGUCCGCCCGCGGGUGGCGCUGCCCACGUGCGCGCGGGCGACGCCGCCCACCCCGAGUCGCCCCCUGCCGCGUCCUCGCAUCCGUUUGUGGCGGUGUCAGAGGUUAUCGGGCCUUGAGCGGGAGCCUCGGGGAGCAGGGCUUCGCGGGCAGCCUUCUGCUUCGUGGAGACGCGGGGACGUUUCCCGGGUUGGUGCUGGGACAGCCCGCGUCGCCCUGCGCGGUCGGGGCCCCGGGAGACGCGAAGGCGGUGGCCGCGCUUCCAGCCUCGCCACACGGCGCGGUGACUCCAGGGCUGCUGUCCCGGCGGCCCCGCGCACUGGGAAAGUUUCCAGAAUCUACAGGGUUGGCGCCUGCCCUCCGCGGGCGCUGUGUCCCCUCGCGAAGAGCGCCACGGGAGGGACCGAAGACGACUUCGCAGAGGAGGAGGAGGUGCAGUCCUUCGGCUACAAGAGGUUUGGUAUUCAGGAAGGAACACAAUGUACCAAAUGUAAGAAUAACUGGGCACUGAAGUUUUCUAUCAUAUUAUUAUACAUCUUGUGUGCCUUACUAACCAUCACCGUAGCCAUUUUGGGAUAUAAAGUUGUAGAGAAAAUGGACAAUGUGACAGGUGGCAUGGAGACAUCUCGGCAAACCUAUGAUGACAAGCUCACAGCAGUGGAAAGUGACCUGAAGAAAUUAGGGGACCAAACUGGGAAGAAAGCCAUCAGCACCAAUUCAGAACUCUCCACAUUCAGAUCAGAUAUUCUAGAUCUUCGCCAACAACUUCGUGAGAUUACAGAAAAAACCACCAAGAACAAAGAUACGCUGGAGAAGCUGCAGGCGGGUGGGGAUGCUCUGGUAGACAGGCAGAGCCAACUGAAAGAAACUCUGGAGAAUAAUUCUUUCCUCAUCACCACUGUAAACAAGACCCUCCAGGCAUAUAAUGGCUAUGUCACGAAUCUGCAGCAAGAUACCAGCGUGCUCCAGAGCAAUCUGCAGAACCAGAUGUACUCCCAUAACGUGGUCAUCAUGAACCUCAACAACCUGAACCUGACCCAGAUGCAGCAGAGGAACCUCAUCACCAACCUGCAGCGAUCAGUGGAUGACACCAGCCAGGCCAUCCAGCGCAUCAAGAAUGACUUCCAGAACCUGCAGCAGGUUUUCCUUCAAGCCAAGAAGGACACCGACUGGCUGAAGGAGAAAGUACAGAGCUUGCAGACCCUGGCUGCCAACAAUUCUGCCUUGGCCAAAGCCAACAACGACACCCUGGAGGAUAUGAACAGCCAGCUCAGCUCAUUCACAGGUCAGAUGGACAAUAUCACCACCAUCUCACAAGCCAACGAGCAGAGCCUGAAGGACCUUCAGGACUUGCACAAGGAUGCGGAGAACAGAACAGCCAUCAAAUUCAGCCAGCUGGAGGAGCGCUUCCAGCUCUUCGAGAUGGAUAUUGUGAACAUCAUUAGCAACAUCAGCUACACAGCCCACCACCUGCGGACGCUGACCAGCAAUCUGAAUGAAGUCAGGACCACUUGCACAGAUACCCUAACCAGGCACACAGAUGACCUGACCUCCUUGAAUAAUACACUGGCCAACAUCCGUUUGGAUUCUGUUUCUCUCAGGAUGCAACAAGACAUGAUGAGGUCAAGGUUAGACACUGAGGUAGCCAACUUGUCAGUGAUCAUGGAAGAAAUGAAACUGGUGGAUUCCAAGCAUGGUCAGCUUAUCAAGAACUUUACCAUACUGCAAGGUCCUCCUGGCCCCCGAGGUCCGAAAGGCGACAGAGGAUCUCAGGGUCCCCCUGGUCCAACUGGCAACAAAGGACAGAAAGGAGAAAAGGGGGAGCCUGGGCCCCCCGGCCCUGCCGGUGAGAGAGGCCCAGUUGGACCAGUCGGGCCCCCUGGAGAGCGCGGCAGCAAAGGCUCCAAAGGCUCACAGGGCCCCAAAGGCUCCCGUGGGUCCCCUGGGAAGCCAGGCCCUCAGGGCCCCAGUGGGGACCCAGGCCCCCCGGGGCCAGCAGGCAAGGACGGACUCCCUGGCCCUCCGGGCCCACCUGGCUUCCAGGGACUGCAGGGCACCGUGGGGGAGCCGGGGGUGCCUGGACCACGAGGACCGCCAGGCUUGCCGGGGGUGCCAGGCAUGCCAGGACCCAAGGGCCCCCCUGGUCCUCCGGGGCCAUCAGGGGCAGUGGCACCCCUGGCUCUGCAGAACGAGCCAACCCCGGUACCGGAGGCCAACGGCUGUCCGCCCCACUGGAAGAACUUCACAGACCAAUGCUACUAUUUUUCGGUGGAGAAAGAGACUUUUGAGGAUGCAAAACUUUUCUGUGAAGAGAAGUCUGCACAUCUCGUUUUCAUAAACACAAGAGAGGAACAGCAAUGGAUAAAAAAGCAGGUAGUGGGGAGAGACAGCCACUGGAUCGGCCUCACCGACUCGCAGCAGGAGAACGAGUGGAAGUGGCUGGACGGGACGCCCGCAGAGUACAAAAACUGGAAAGCUGGACAGCCAGAUAACUGGGGUCACGGCCACGGGCCUGGGGAAGACUGUGCUGGGCUGAUUUACGCUGGGCAGUGGAACGACUUCCAGUGCGAAGACAUCAACAACUUCAUUUGCGAGAAAGACAGGGAGACAGAGCUAUCACUGGCAUUGUAAUGGACCAUGAUGGGAUGACAUGAACAAAUAUUCUGACAGUUUCUCCAGGGUAAAGGAUACUCCCCGUGGACUGCACCAACUUCUCACCAGACGGGGGGAAGGCACUGAAAAACAAUUACUGAAAAUAAUUGAUGGCUGCUGUUCGUUUGCCAUUACCCAAGAACUUGGGAACCAAUACGUUCCCCCAGUGUGACAUGUUGAUUUUCAGUGUGCAGAUGGACUGAAUCACAUCGAUUUUUCUCAGCCAAUAACUGUGCAAUUACACAAAUGAUAUCUUCCAAAGUAUGAAAUGCUCUAGUCGGAAAAAGACCACCAUUGGUUGCUGAGCUUUGGGAAGAAAAAUAUACACUGUGUGAACAGUACCUUAACAUUUCUAAAAUCCCGAAUAUAGGAAACUAUGCAGAUACACAGAUAUAUAGGCCAACUCUUAGUAAUAUGAAAUAUACUUAAAGAGCUUUUAAAACUUUGUAUUUUUGUACAAAAUAUUUGCCUUUUACAAUUUUCCUUUUUUUUUUUUUUUUUUGUCAUUUUACCAAUGUAAUACAUGGCGCCAAAGAAAAACAAUAAUGGUACUAAUAAAAUCUCAUAGGGUUUCUUGUCAGAUUUAGUUCGACCCAGUGGCAAAGAAUUUUUUCGGUUGUGGGAAUAAAUACAUGCGUGUUAUAUAUAU